UGACACACAAUUCAAUCAGAUGAACAUAGAAAGUUGCGUUGGUCACACGUUGUUAGAGUAUUCAUUAAGUUUAUUUAUGGGUGAAUAAAAAGUGAAAGUGUAUUGAUCUUAAAAAUGAAUAGUAAGAAAGGUAAAACUAAAAACCGACCGAAACCAUCAAAAACUUCACAAAACGUAGACUUAGUAGAUACAAAAGAUGCUGAGAUUUCUAGCAAAGCUGAUGAAUCUGAAAAGUGUGAAAGUCUUAAAAAAGAAGAGAUUACUUUACCGGAGCUUAAUAUUGAUGCUGCACCUGAAGUCAUAGAGCAGCCCGUCGUGCCGGCUAGUGAAGCUCCCAAAAAGCCAAAACGAAGCAAAGCUAAAAAGAAACAAGACACGUGUAUCGAACCGAUAGCACAUGACAAUUUAAAUACAAAUGCUGCAGAAGAUGAUAAAAAAGGAAAUAUUGUCCAAACUGAAUUGCAAGAAUCUGUUGAUGUUGUACCGGUCGCUCGUAAAAAGAAAACAAAAAGUAAGAAAAUAUUGGACCAACCAAAAGCUAAUGUAGAACCACAAGCUUCAGAAUGCGAGGUUAAAAUAGUGGAAGAAAAAAAUACAGACAUUAAUUUUGACAUAUCUCAUAAAGAAAAUCAGGAUACGGAAGCACCUAAAACUUCCGAAUUAUUACAAAAAGAAACAAUCGUUUCUAAGAAAAAGAAAAAAAAGAAACAUCGCCAUGAUUCAGAAAAAUCUGAUUUAAAUGACCCUUGUACUCUAGCUUUUCAAAAAUUAUUAGAAUCAUCAGAAGACGUUAAUGAAGAAAAUGAAAGUGAAAAGGUAUCAGUGGACACUAUCAAUCUUACACAGGAAAAUAUAAGCGCAAUUCCAGUACUUAUUACGGAUUCAAACCAAACUAGAGAUUUACAAGAAAAUGUAAAGGAUGACGCAUCGAAAAGCAAGAAAAAAAAUAAAAAAGGUAAAAAACAGCCACCCGAAACAGAGUCACAAAUCAAAAAAGAAUGUAAACAUGAACCAGAAGAGGAUGUCGCAAAUGUUACAACAGAUAAAAAUAUUACUACAGAAAAUAUUGAAUUAGACACAUCAGCAAUGGACCUUAACUUGAAACCGAAAGCAAAAAUUGUCAAGCCUGUUCAAAAGAAACGUAAAGCAAAAUCAGAAUCUCAAGAUGAAAAUAUCCCAGAAUCAAUAGAAAUUGAUUCAGAAAUUAAAAUCAACGAACCUAAAAUGGUAUCUGAAGAUAAAAUCCCCGAUAAGAGUAUUCAAGAAAGUGAGGUUACGAAUAUAUCCAUAAGUUUGAUAGACGAUACGAAGGAUAUUGAAAAUAAAGCGUUGUCGGAAAUUACUGAUAAAAUUGAUAGUACGGGUGAAAAUCUUUCCACUGAAGUAUUUUCAUCAUUAGAGGCAUUAAGUAAAAAUGAAGAAGAAAAUCUUGUUAGUGAAAAAUCUUUUGAACUACCUAAAAUUAAGGAAAUUCCACAAGAAAAAGACAUUAUAAAAUCAGAUAGCGAAAAAGGGUCUGACAAUUCGGGCUUCGUAAAAGUUAAGACGGGUAAACAAAAGAAAAAACGACAGCAAAAUGUUGAUACCGUACCUGAGAUUAUAGAAUCUGUGGGUCCUUCAACAGUUAAGGGAUCUGAAAUAAAUGUCCUAGAACAUGAAACGUCAACUAGUAAAGAUCAAAAAGAAACAUAUUUUGAAAAGCAUUGUGAUUUUGUAGAAAAUAGUCCUAAACAAGAUGAACUGGAAACGUUAAGUAUAGCUACUCCUGAUUUGAUUCAAUACCCUAGAUCUACAAGUCAACAACACUUUGACGAUAAUAAUAAUGAUACAAUAAUUGAAGAAAUAUCAACGACGGAUGAGUUUAAAUUGGGUAUUCCUAUUUAUACAGCAACACCUAUUAUUCAAGGAUCAGGUGAAUCACCCGAAGCUAAAACUAUUACUGAACCAAUAGAUGUUAAAGUUACUGAAGUAACUUCACCGACCAUUAGCACUAGCAAUGACAAAAAUGAUAUAAAGUCCAGAAUUAUUGAAGUGAACAACGAUAUGGAAGAAUUAAGGCGAUCCAUUGAAAGAUCAUUGGCAGAAUUAACAGGUGCUGAAAUAUGCACUACUGAAGUAGAUAAAGAGUUUGAAGAGUUAUUUCAAAAUCAAAUGGAAGACUCACAACGAACAAAACGACCAGAGGAUAAAUUAGAAAGUUUACAAGCAGAACAAUUGAAAUCAGAUGAAACAAUUAUGAAGUCGCAGAAAGAAAGUGUUGAUACAGAAAUCGUCAGAGUAAGUAAAUUGAAUACAAUUAUUGAAAUAAAAUCUGAACAAGCAGACGCAACCAUUAACCAACCGAUAUCUACUGAGGAUAGUACCGAAAAGCCUGAUAUGGAAUCGGAUGCAACAAGUACAGUUCCUAUUUGUCCAGCUAGAAGUAAAGGUAAAAGCAAAUCAAAGAAAAAAGGUAAAAAAGAAACUUUAUCUACCAGUAGUAACAAUUCCACUACUCAACAGUCAGACACUACGAAAAAAGACACACCUAAAACCUCUAAAUCUAAUAAUUCUGAUAAAUCUGAUCAAAAACCUGAAUCAUCAAAAGAAAAAGGUAAACAACAAUCAGUAAAUCCUACUGGAGAUUCUGAUCCUAAUUUGAAACAUUUGAAGUUGGAUUUGUCUUUUGAGCCAAUAGAAAAUUUUGAAGACGCUCUUACAUCUAGCGCUGAUGACGUCAAUAAAACUUUUGAAAUAAUUGUAAACGAAGCAACUGAAUCGUUACGACAAAACAAUCCACAAAUAAAUAUAAUAGCUCCGAAAGAAGAUACCGAAGAAAAGAAUAAAGAAAAGAAGCGAAAACAAAAUCCUGCAUCGCAGCCAAAAAACUUAUUAGGCAAACCCAACAUUCCUGCAUCAUCGAAUAAAACUGAUUACAAAAAGGAAAAAAAUAAACCUCCCAAUUCAAUACAAGCUAAAGUUAAAAUAAAGGAUUCUGUGGAAAUCGAAAAAUUCAAUAAAGAUUUAAAAGAAUCUCAUAUCGAUGGUAAAAAUAAAUUAAAUAAACAGAGUAAUGGUCCCGAUACUUAUUCAUAUUUAUCGAACACGAACGAAGAUUUCAUUUAUAAAUACAGUUUCCGUAAAGUUUUCCUACAAAGUAGUUGCCACGUUUGUAAGAAGGCGUUGAUACACAGAUUCCCUUGUAAGUUUUGUUCAUUAGUUUUCUACUGCAGUCAAAAACAUCACGACGAAGAUUGGGCUAGGCAUCAAUUCUUGUGUUUCGCUGUUUCCACAAUUGCUCAUCUAAAAGAACAAAAACACAUCUACGCUGAUGCUCAAAAUAUUACCGGACAGGACUAUCGCGUGCUUAGAAUGCAAAUGAUUCUGUCUUGUGAAAAGAUACUAAAACGAAAGCUGGUACCUUGGGAACAAGAGGCCUUGCUGUAUCCUAGACUUUGUGCGGAUACAAGUUGUAGACAAUGGAAGCAAACGAAACUGAAAGAUUGUGAGGGAUGUGGUCAGAUAUCAUACUGUGCUGAUCAUCCAGAUCAUCUGCCUUUAUCUCACCAACGUUGGUGCAAAUCCUACGCUCUAUAUCAGAAACUUGUGAACUAUCAACAAACGAAAGGAAGGCUGGAACCUAAGCUCCCCACCAAAGUUAUGGAGCAUUACAGAAUACCAGAGAAAAUGAAUGAGGUGCUUGGAGCUAUGUAUGAGGAAAAAAUUGACAUGGAUGAGAUUCAGUACGCAGCGUUGACGCAACUUGCAUCAGCACCAUUGACAGCAGCGUACGGUUAUCAGAUCUACAGCACCAAGAUGAACUCGACAUGCGCUAAUGGAGUCUUAAAGAAGACCACGUUCACUAUCCACGCAGUGGGUACAGACCUUCAAUUCGAAGCUGAUGCCUUGAACAAGUGGGAAAUAUUCUUCUUACACUUGCGGCCUGAUGUCCAAGAUCUGAGAGUGGUGCUUGUUGGACCAGACCUGAAUCCUUCAGAACUUCCUCUGGAAUUACUUGGAAAAAUCAAGCUAUGUGAGAACUGUCGUGCAAACAAACGCAGAGUGAUGUUUCACUUCCACGACAAGGAAACGUACCACGAAUAUUAUUCCGGCGACGACUUUAUCACACCAGAUGUCGUGUGCGCCUUCAACCCAAACAUACAAAGAUCGUCUCUGUACAAUAUUAAAGAUACCUGGUCUUCAACAAUUGACAGCAUUUUGCAGCAAAAGGUGCCUUUCAUCAUAACAUCCUACAAUAUCGAAGAGUUGGAAAGAGACAUAUCGCGAGUGAAAGAGAUAACAAGAUACAAUUUCAACGUUGUUUCAGAAGCGAAACAUAAUCCCUUCAGUAGUCUGAGACCGGAUAGAAAUUUCAUAACGGAUCACGAAAUACCUUUGUUGUUUAAAAAUUAUUGUUUUAGUAUACUGUGUGGUGCUUUUUAAUUGUUUUUUCUUAGUGUUUCGUUGACUGUUAUUUAUUUCGUAUUAAACAUUUGAAUUUA
Molecule: messenger RNA, 4481 nt
Organism: Vanessa atalanta (red admiral)
Lineage: Eukaryota; Metazoa; Arthropoda; Insecta; Lepidoptera; Nymphalidae
Exons: 7
Coding region: 115-4422 (1435 amino acids)
Cellular component (GO): extrinsic component of mitochondrial inner membrane
Source: RefSeq, a predicted model, not a curated record